GCGGCUUGGUCAGAGCUGCUGCUACUGCAGCAAGAGGUAGGGCUGAGGCGUUGAGAAUUUCAUGGACAGGCGGUCGCACAGAAAGACACACAGAAGUAGUGGUGUACACUAAGCCCUUGACAGCAAAUAGGUAACACUAGUGCAACGCAUCUGCUGAGACAGGAGAAGAUGGCCACUCUGAACCAUAGCAACUGUAAUUCAGAGUCACCAGCAGCCCUGGAGGAGGCGAAGACUUCUGCUGGUCUGCCGAGCCCCCAGAUAGCCCAUGAGCCUCGCGACUUUGAUGGUUCCCUGCUUCUGCCAUCGGGAAAGGAGCUACACUCAGAGGAUGAAGGUUUUGCUCCAGCUGGGGCUGGCUCAGGUUGUAACAAUAGGGGUUCUCGGACCCAGAGCCCACGGAGAUGUUCAGUGGAGGCGGUGCUGGCCCGAAAGAAGCACCGUAGGCGGCCAUCAAAGCGCAAGAGGCACUGGCGGCCGUACUUAGAACUGAGCUGGGCUGAGAAGCAGCAGCGAGAUGAGAGGCAGAGCCAGAGGGCCUCCCGUGUCCGUGAGGAGAUGUUCGCCAAAGGCCAGCCCCUGGCACCCUACAACACUACCCAGUUCCUCAUGAAUGACCGUGACCUGGAGGAGCCUAACUUGGAUGUGCUCCACGGGCUGUCCCACCCAGGCUCCUCCAGUGGGGAGAAUGAAGCAGGGGACAGUGAUGGGCAGGGCCGAGCUCACGGGGAAUUCCAGCAGAGGGACUUCUCUGAGGCCUACGAGCGGUACCACACUGAGAGCCUUCAGCGCCUCAGCAAGCAGGAGCUGGUGCGAGACUACCUGGAUUUAGAGAGGCGGCUAUCGCAGGCUGAGCAGGAAACUCGGAGGCUCCAGCAGCUGCAGGGGCGCCCUAGCAGGCAGCCCUGUCAACAGGUGGAAGAGCUGGCGGCCGAGGUGGAGAGACUCCGGACUGAAAACCAGAGGCUUCGGCAGGAGAACGAGAUGUGGAGCCGAGAUGGCAGCUGCUGUGACCAGAAGCCAGCCACAGAAGGGACCGGCGGUCCCCAGGAUGAGGCCCUAUUUCAUACCCACGUGGGCCAGCUGGGUCACAAGGAGGCAGGUGACAGAUGAAAGCUACUCCCUGCAUCCCUCCCUCCUUUGAGAACUGCUAAGGCAAGGUCAGGGUUUUCCUUGUCAUUUCCACGGUUGGGUCUUUGAUGUCAUCUUACUUUUUAAGAGGAA
Molecule: messenger RNA, 1221 nt
Organism: Chionomys nivalis (European snow vole)
Lineage: Eukaryota; Metazoa; Chordata; Mammalia; Rodentia; Cricetidae
Gene: Hexim2
Product: HEXIM P-TEFb complex subunit 2
Exons: 3
Coding region: 169-1110 (313 amino acids)
Biological process (GO): negative regulation of transcription by RNA polymerase II; negative regulation of cyclin-dependent protein serine/threonine kinase activity
Cellular component (GO): cytoplasm; nucleoplasm; nucleus
Molecular function (GO): cyclin-dependent protein serine/threonine kinase inhibitor activity; 7SK snRNA binding
Source: RefSeq, a predicted model, not a curated record